CUUCAGGGUAGCUUGCGUGUAUAUAAGACCAGAUCGAGCUCUUCGAACGGUGCGUUAUAGACGGAGAAGCAGAUGCACAUCAGAUAGCUAUCAUGGUUCCCAAAUCCAAGCCCGUUAUUAUUGUCGGAGGCGGUGCCUUCGGCCUCUCAACUGCCCUCGAGCUAUCUCGGAAUGGAUACAGCAACAUCUCGGUCUUUGAACAGGAUGACCGGAUCCCCCCUCGUUACUCGGCCGCCAAUGAUUUGAAUAAGAUCGUGCGAGCUGAGUAUGAAGAUCCGUUCUACACCGAUUUGACCAUGGAAGCGAUCGCCGCCUGGAAAACGCCUCUCUUCGCCCCCCACUUCCAUCAAACGGGUUUCCUGCAUUGUGUCUCGGGCGAAGCGCCCGAGCGAGCCGUUGCGACGCUGAAGCGAUUCCAAGCAUCCGCCAACCGCCAUGCUCAAUUGAAACCGCAUGUCGUUCCCCUCGACUGCGAGAACGUCAUCCGUCCACUGUUCUGGCAGUACAAUGGACAAUUUCCUGGGUGGAAUGGUUAUCUGAAUCGCUUUGACGGGUAUGCGCACUCCGGAAAUGCCUUGAAAGCCGUAUACCACGAGACACAAAAGACGGGUGUCCGCUUCUUCCUGGGGGAGCACGGUGCGGUGGCAGAAGUAGUGUACAAGGAUGGUAAGAGCAUUGGCAUCCGCACGAGGAACGGCCGAUUCCACGGGGCAGAGCUGGUCAUCGUAGCUGCGGGUGCUGCGGCAGCCAAGCUGGUGCCGACCAUCGGGGCCCAAGUCGUUGCCAAAUCCUGGUCGGUCGCACACGUCCAUCUCACAGAAGAGGAGACGUCCGCUCUGCGAGGCAUUCCCGUCACCUAUGCGCGAGACCUUGGCUUCUUUUUUGAGCCCGACCCAGUGACCAGACUGCUGAAGCUGUGUCCCAUGGGCGGCGGAUAUGUCAACACGGAUCCCACCACGGGCGUAUCCCAUGCGCCGGACUCCUUCUCGUCCAGUGGAUUCGUGCCCCCCGAGGAUGAAUCCAAGAUUCGGCGGUUGCUCGCACAGACACUCCCCAGUUUAGCCGAUCGGCCGCUCGUCAAGAAGUCGUUGUGCUGGUUUGCGGACACAAGUGACUCGGACUUCAUCGUUGACUACGUCCCGAAUACGGCAUCGUCGGUCAUUGUAUUGUCGGGUGACUCAGGACAUGGCUUCAAGAUGUUCCCUCUAGUGGGUAGCUGGGUAAAGGACCUUUUGGAGGCACCAAACCAGCGACAAUCCGUGGCUCGCUGGCGCUGGAAGCAACCCAAACCCAGCGACGAGAAAUGGGGAGACGAUGUCAGCUGGAGGUUGGGGGCAACUAGGGAAUUUCGCGAUGUUCAGCCGGGACAAUCGAAGCUGUGAUAGGGUUUUGUCAUCCAUACUGAGCGGGUCACUUCACUUUGACGGAGAAUUUUUGGGUUGUUCGAACAUAUAGGUAUGUGCAGGGAAAGAAGGCUGUAGAGCAUAUACAUCCAUUUUGCACAAUGUAUCUCGAACUAGACGUUUGUGUCCCAAUGCAAAUGCGGUCGC
This is a messenger RNA of Aspergillus alliaceus, 1550 nucleotides long. Its product is annotated as NAD(P)/FAD-dependent oxidoreductase. Lineage: Eukaryota; Fungi; Ascomycota; Eurotiomycetes; Eurotiales; Aspergillaceae. The record is from RefSeq and is a predicted model, not a curated record. The coding region runs from base 93 to 1382 and encodes 429 amino acids. Gene Ontology annotation, molecular function: flavin adenine dinucleotide binding; saccharopine oxidase activity; sarcosine oxidase activity. The transcript is spliced from 2 exons.